AUGGCUUCCCUCGUCGCCAACAAGCCCAAGCAUGACUGGGCCGACGACGACGACAUCGAGGAGACGGCUCCCACCGAGCUCCCACCCACGCAGACCAUCUCCAACAAGGACGGCACCAAGACGGUCAUCUCGUACCGCAUCAAUGAGGAUGGACAAAAGGUAAAGACGACGCGGCGCGUCCGCUUCACUACGCACAAGGAGACGGUGAACCCCCGGGUGGCGGACCGCAAGACGUGGUCCAAGUUCGGUCAGAGCGCCAAGGACGGCAGCGGCCCGACGACGGACACGACGUCGGUGGGAGAAAACAUCAUCUUCCGCCCCAGCAUCAACUGGCGCAAGGACGCCAAGGAGGAGUCGAGCGAGCAGGAGCAGCUCAAGGACAAGCUCAAGGACAAGAAGGUCAAGUGCCGUAUCUGCAGCGGAGAGCACUUCACCGCCCGCUGUCCCUACAAGGACACCAUGGCCCCCGUCGGAGCCGCUGGCUCGGCCGACCCGGCUGCCGGCAUGGGAGAUGAGCCCAGCUCUGCUGGUGGCGCCGGCGGCGGCGCCGGCGGAGGCGACAAGAAGGGAUCGUAUGUCCCCCCCGCUCUGCGCGGGGACCGUCCUGCUGGCGAGCGUAUGGCCGGUGGCUCCAAAUUUGGAGACCGUGAUGACUUUGCUACCCUGCGUGUUACCAACGUUUCCGAAAUGGCAGAGGAAGGUGAACUCCGCGACAUGUUUGAGAGGUUCGGUCGCGUCACCAGGGUGUUCCUCGCCAAGGACCGCGAGACCGGCAUGGCCAAGGGCUUUGCCUUUAUCAGCUUCGUCGACCGUGAAGACGCCGUCAAGGCAUGCAACAAGAUGGACGGAUUCGGUUUCAAGCACCUCAUUCUCAGGGUGGAGUUUGCCAAGAAGGCUCAGUAA
Geosmithia morbida is the source of this 903-nucleotide messenger RNA. RefSeq names its product translation initiation factor 3 subunit G. NCBI's taxonomy places the organism in Eukaryota, Fungi, Ascomycota, Sordariomycetes, Hypocreales, Bionectriaceae. Gene Ontology annotation, cellular component: cytoplasm; eukaryotic translation initiation factor 3 complex. The transcript is spliced from 3 exons. The record is from RefSeq and is a predicted model, not a curated record. The coding region runs from base 1 to 903 and encodes 300 amino acids. Gene Ontology annotation, molecular function: RNA binding; translation initiation factor activity.